Molecule: messenger RNA, 1625 nt
Organism: Danaus plexippus (monarch butterfly)
Lineage: Eukaryota; Metazoa; Arthropoda; Insecta; Lepidoptera; Nymphalidae
Product: facilitated trehalose transporter Tret1-like
Exons: 3
Coding region: 174-1604 (476 amino acids)
Biological process (GO): transmembrane transport
Cellular component (GO): membrane
Molecular function (GO): transmembrane transporter activity
Source: RefSeq, a predicted model, not a curated record
UAGUUGUUUAAAUAUUAAUCCUUAUAAUAAGGUGUCGAAGUAGUGUAUAUAAAAUACAACACGUCUGUGCCAUGAUCUCCUAAAUUAUACUGUAAUUUAACGAAUAAACCUGGCUUUAAUAUUAGUAUUCAUGGUAUAGCGCUGGUGACUAUAGCACUGAAUAAAAAUUUAAUAUGGCUUUGUUUGGAGAUCGCUAUAUGUGGAGGCAGUAUGCAAUUCUCCUCACCGAUUUUGUGUGUUCGAUAAGUAGUGGCUUCCUCCUAGCAUUCCCUUCAGUUUUGAAUCCUGCUAUAUUAUCUCCGAAUAGCACUGACAUUAAAGCUACUUCUGCCCAGGCUUCAUCAAUCGCGGGAAGUCAAGGUCUCGCAGGGGCUGCUGGAUUAGUUCUUCUUCCAUUCUGUAUGAAUUCAAUCGGCAGGAAAUCUGUACAUAUAGUGAUAAACUUCGUAAUGGGAUUUGGAUUCUUGAUUUUCUCACUCGCUACCAACAUCUUAUACUUAUAUGCAGGCAGAAUUAUACAGGGGGUUAUACUUUCUGGAGUUUAUGUUACUAGUAUUAUGGUAGCUGAAUAUUCUGAUCCUACGAGACGUGGUUACUUUAUAACAAUAAAAAAAGGUUCAGUUGCGUUGGGAUCAUUGACUUGUCAUUUAAUGGGAAUAUAUUGUACUUGGAGACAAUGCGCCAUUUUUGCGAUAUUUCCCAAUCUUCUUGCUAUAAUUAUGACAUUGUACUGGCCGGAAAGUCCUUCAUAUUUAGCCAUGAAAGGUAGAUACAAAGAAUGUGAAAAAUCUCAUAAGUGGUUGUUCGGUGAGAAUUCAGAACAAAUGAAAAAUUUGGAAGACAUUAUAGCCGCUCAGAGAGAAAGAAGAUCACGGGAAAAAAAUAAAAAUCCUCUGAGGACAACAAUUACGAAAAUGUUUAAGAAAGAUUACGUCAUUCCCUUUGUUGUAGUUAGUUUGUUAACAAUAAUAAUUGAUUGUUCUGGAAGGUACUACAUGAAUGCCUAUAUUGGACAAAUUUUAACAGAAAUGAUUGAUAAAAAAUCUGUUGCAAAUUAUUUUGCUUUAGGAUCUGACACGCUUGGAAUCAUUGCUUUAAUAUGUUCUUGUUUCAUUAUCAAAAUGUUUGGAAGACGUCAGAAUUUGUUUGGAUUUGGAGCAGUUUGUGUGAUGUUAAUGUAUCUGAUAAGUAUUUUAACAUAUUUAAAAUCGAAUUAUCCCCAGAUUGUGUUUGGAUUGUUACCUCCAAUAGUUAUUCUAGUUAACGUGUUCAUUGUAAACGUAGGUAUUAUACCAACAUGUUUCACAAUUGUUGGUGAAAUUUUUCCAUUAGAGCACAAAAGUUCUGGGAUUUUCACAACGGGUAUAGUAUUUAACCUCUUUUAUGCAGCUGUUUUGAAAUUUACGCCACUAAUGAUAGAAUACGGUGGUAUUCAGGUUACAUUUGCAGUUUUCGCAACCAUAAAUCUCAUUUGUUUUUUAAUUUUAUAUUUUAUUCUGAUCGAAACAAAAGAUAAAACAUUACAAGAAAUUGAAAAUGAACUUAAAGGUAUUAAGAGUCCUUGUAGUAACGAACAAUUGUUGAUGGAACAUCAGAAAAACUAAAAUUUUAUGUGUGAUAUACGU